AUGUUUGCUGGCUCAGUAGCAUCGCUGACUGUGCUUGGUGACCCGGACCAUAUUGUGCUGACUUUAAGCGAAUUCGCCGAACAGGCUUAUCGCAUCAACCGUGCGAGCGAAUUGCCGAUUUUGGUUGACGCCGAUCACGGUUACGGCAACGCGCUAAACGUCAAGCGCACGGUUGAAGAACUCGAAACCGCCGGCGUUGCGGCUUUGUCGAUUGAAGACACCGAGCUACCUCGGCCUUUUGCUUCUGGCGGCAAGACCACGCUGAUAUCAAUCGAAGAAGGGGUUGGCAAAAUGCGUGCGGCCGUAGCAGGUCGGCAGGAUCCGAAUCUGGUCAUUGCUGCGCGCACCAGCGCGGUUCAAGAGUCGUGGCUUAGAACUGUAUUGCCCGAUAUAGGCGCCAUCAACCGCGGUUUAUGGCUGGCCAUACCCCGUGCACGCUACAACACGCUCAAGGCCAAGUUCAGCGUGACAGGCGGCUCAAAACCGGUCUGA
This is a messenger RNA of Priapulus caudatus, 492 nucleotides long. RefSeq names its product oxaloacetate decarboxylase-like. NCBI's taxonomy places the organism in Eukaryota, Metazoa, Priapulida, Priapulimorpha, Priapulimorphida, Priapulidae. Bases 1 to 492 code for a protein of 163 amino acids. The transcript is spliced from 2 exons. Gene Ontology annotation, molecular function: methylisocitrate lyase activity. The record is from RefSeq and is a predicted model, not a curated record.